AUGUGCCACAUUCUUCGUCCUAACAAUGUUGUCUCAUUAUUUUUAUCUGACGAUGAUGAGACACCAGGUCAAAUCGGUUUGUUUCUCUCUUUGUUUGACAUCUAUCAAUUUACUCGACUUCGAUCACUAGCUGUUUUUUCAAACAAUGAUGAUAAUAUAGAUGAAAUUCUAAAUUAUGCAAGUCAUUGUUCACUCAUUUCACUAUCAAUUGAACAAUCAAGUUUUUCGAAUCAUCGAAAUACAAUUUUAAAUCUUCUAUUAUCGACUAUAUCACGAUCAACUUUACGAAAAUUGACAUGUACAAAUAAUUUUUUAUACAUUGACAAUUUUCAGUGGCCUAAAGAAUCCAAUUUGAAAUAUCUGACAAUUGAUCAUUGUACACGCAAAGAUUUUUGUACUAUUCUUCGUCAUUUGCUCCAUCUUCAAACUAUUGUACUACGUCAUUUCAAUUUAGAUAUUCAUAGUGAAUAUGAAUAUCUUUCGAACACCUACACACAAUUAACCUCAUUAACAAUGCAACAACUUUUCUUCUCAAUGGAUAAAAUCGAAUCCUUUCUUUACCUAACACCUUCACUUGUUCAUCUAAGACUUGAAGGUUGUGCAGAUGAUGCUAUAUUCAAUGGUUUUAGAUGGGAAACAUUGAUUCGAACAAAAUUAUUGUCAUUGAAUCAAUUCGAAUUUAGUUUUCGUUCACAAAACUAUCGUGCUGUUAAAAUGAAUGCAACUCAAUUUCGAACACCAUUUUGGCUCAACGAAAAACAUUGGCCUGUCUAUGGUAUCUACGAUUAUCCAAAAGAAGAAAUUCUUCUAUGUUCAACACCAGAUAUUUUAACAGAACUUGAAUAUAAUUUUGUCGGUCUAGUUGUUAUUUCUAAGACAAUUCAAAAUGUUUCUGUAAGUAUGCAAGUUGUUAGAAAACUAUAA
This is a messenger RNA of Rotaria sp. Silwood2, 924 nucleotides long. The record is from the annotation of a GenBank genome assembly. Lineage: Eukaryota; Metazoa; Rotifera; Eurotatoria; Philodinida; Philodinidae.